Molecule: messenger RNA, 642 nt
Organism: Cladocopium goreaui
Lineage: Eukaryota; Dinophyceae; Suessiales; Symbiodiniaceae
Source: the annotation of a GenBank genome assembly
AUGGCUGGCCCGGCUGGCCCUUGCCUUCGAUGGCCGAGCUUCAGGAAUUUUCGGGAUUUGAUCAAUGCCAUCCUCAUUUUUUACGCUUUAGCGUCCCUGUGGAGCACGUUCGCACAGGUGGCGCAGGUACAUCCAGGUGUUCCUGGCAAUGGAAAGCGCAUCAUCGAGGUGCCAAAGCCAAGGCUUUCCAACACGACACGCCGAAUGCACGAAUUCAAACAGGUUCCCGAGCUGCUCCUGAACUCCAGCCAAGUCCCACUUGAACAUGUCGAGGUCAUUUCUACCAGCCAAGCCCAGGAUGCUGAGACAUCUCAGCCAUCUCAGCCAUCUGCAGCUCCAUCUCCGUGGCAAUGGCAGUUGAAUCCUGAGAUCCGAAAACCAGAAGUGGUGCAGUUGAAUCCACGUCUUCUGGAUCGAUUCAUCGUCAUCCCCGAAUAUCGCCUGCUGUUUUGCUACAUGGAGAAGGUUGGAUGUCAGUCCUUCAACAUGCUGCUCAGAAACCUGCGCGCCGCGAAGAUGCGGAAAUCGCCAGCGAAGAAUGAUCCCAUCUGGUGGCAGAACACUCCACAAAAGCAUGGUUUCGAUCGAGCACAUCUUGAACGCAUCAUGAUGCUCGAUGGAUCAAAGUGGGGUGCAGGAUAA